GGAGAGUACAGCACACAUCAUUGCCUCGCUAAUCAUCAACACACACUCGCCUUCGGACGGACCAUCACGAUCUCGACGCAUAUAGCCACUCAAAGCGCAGAACUCACGCAAGAACACAAAUACGAUGCACAGGGCCGUAGCACACACCGGCAGGACGACACUCGGGCGUGCCCUCGUCGGCGCGUACCGCGGGCCUCUGGCUCUUCGUGCGCGUUCUUUGGCAAGGCCUGGUGCUCGUUUCGACGCGCAGUCGCGCUUUGCUGUGCCGCUCGUCAACGCUCAGGCUGGUGCUGCGAGAGGGUACCACGACGAGUCGUUUGGGUUCCGCAAGGCGAGGGAGCUUGUGUUGCCAGACUACUCGCCCGCCCAGCUGCGCAACCGCGCAGACAACGCGCCGCUCCUGCGCUACGUCGACGCCGUGCGCACGCACGCGCACCGCGCAGCGACGAUCGACCCGCUCGACCUGCUCAAGCGCGAGCGCGUCGCGGCGCUCGAUCCCGCGCGGUACGGACUCACGGACCCAAGCAAGACGUACAAUGUCUCGGGGAUCCUGUGGACGCGGCCCGUCGGCGAGGCGACGGAAGUUGGCGCCAAGGGCCCGAAGGAGGACGGGGAGGAGGGGGAGUGGUGGACGCUCGCGGAGAUCACUGGGUUUCUGAGCGAGGUGUAUCUCGGGCGCAUCGCGUAUGAGUACAUGGACUUGCCGAGCAAGUCGGAGAGGCUGUGGUUCGCGCAUUUGCUCGAACGCGAUUCGCCAAGGCGCUCUGCUUCCUCGAACGAGGGCGAGGGCGAGGCGGGAGAGAGGCGGCCGCGGACGAGGCACGGGGACGAGGUCGAGCCGGAGAGGAUACACGAGCUGCUGGCGAAGAGCGAGGUGCUGGACCACUUUUUACAGGCCAAGUUCCCGAAUCUGAAGCGGUACGGGCUCGAGGGCGCGGAGAGCAUGCUGCCUGCGCUGGAUGCGCUCUUUGGGGCCGCUUCGCGAGCGGGCAUCGGCCACAUUAUUCUCGCGAUGCCGCAUCGUGGACGACUGAACCUCCUCUCGACGCUCCUCGAGUACGCGCCGACCGCGCUCUUCCACAAGAUCCGCGGUGGUGCUGAGAUCCCGGAGGACCUCGGUGCUUCGGGAGAUGUCAUCAGUCAUCUUGGUGCCCCCACGCUCGAGUACGCGGGUGCACCUGGACCGAUCAAGGUGUCGCUGCAGCCCAACCCGUCUCAUCUCGAGGCCAUCAGCCCCGUCGCACUCGGCAAAGCCCGCGCAAAGCAGUUCUCGCUCCUCAAAUCCCUCUCCAAGGGCAAGUCCAUCAACCCCGACGGCGGCGUCUCCUCCGCUCAGAGGACCAGCAACACCAGCGGGCUGACGCAGAGUCCAGAGGAAGAGGCAGAGUGCGGGCUGGGCGACCGCGUGAUGUGCGUGCAGCUGCACGGCGACGCGAGCUUUACGGGCCAGGGCGUGGUGAUGGAGACGCUUGGGCUGAGCAAUUUGCCGCAUUAUACGAGUGGGGGGAGUGUGCAUAUUGUUGUCAAUAACAACAUCGGGUAUACGACGCCUGCGUCGAGCGCGCGGUCGUCGUUGUAUGCGUCGGAUAUCUCCAAGAUGAUCAACUGCCCGGUUCUUCAUGUGAAUGGGGACUAUCCUGAAGACGUUGUCCGCGCGGUUGAGGUUGCGUUCGAGUACCGUAACUAUUUCCGCAAGGAUAUCGUGAUUGACCUCAUCGUCUACCGUCGCUGGGGACACAAUGAGCUCGAUGAGCCCGCGUUCACUCAGCCGCGGAUGUACGAGAAGAUCCGGUCCCGGCAGUCCGUGCCCGGGAUGUAUGAGGCGCAGCUCAUUAAAUCCGGAGCUCUCAGCGAGGAUCAAGCCAGCAAGGUCCGCGCUUCGUACCACGAGACGCUCGAAUCCGCCCUCGCAGCCGUACCGUCGCACAAGCCGUCCGCGUCGAUGUGUGCGGGCCAAUGGGAGGGCAUGGUCUGGCCCGCGAGCAGGGAGGCGGAUCACGCGCCCGACACGGGUGUACAGCUCGACGAGCUGAAGACGGUCGGGCGGGCGAGUGUGACUGUCCCUGAAGGAUUUGAGAUCCAUCCGCGCCUGCAGCGGCACGUGAAGAAGCGGCUGCAGAGCAUCGACAAGGGCGUAGGUAUGGACUGGGCGACGGCAGAGGCGAUGGCGUUUGGGUCGCUGAUGCGCGAGGGGACGGACGUGCGGAUUUCGGGGCAGGAUGUGGGGAGGGGCACGUUCUCCCAUCGACAUGCGAUGCUCGUGGAUCAGAAGACGGAGGGCGUGAUCGUGCCGCUGAAUACGGAGCUGCGGUCGGAGGGUACGUUGGAGCUGGCGAAUAGCUCGUUGAGCGAGAUGGCGGUGCUUGGGUUUGAGUAUGGUGCUAGCUGGGAGCGACCGAACGUGCUACCCAUAUGGGAAGCUCAGUUCGGUGACUUCUUCAAUGGUGCACAGGUCAUCAUCGACACGUUUAUCUCGCAAGCAGAGACGAAAUGGCUCAAGCAGAGUGGCAUUGUCCUGCUCCUCCCACACGGACUUGAUGGUGCUGGUCCGGAGCAUUCGUCUUCGCGCAUUGAGCGUUUCCUCCAGCUCUCCAACGACCGAUACAUCAAUGACCCUUCUGAACCGCUGACAAACGCGAACAUGCAUAUCGUAUUCCCCACAACACCUGCACAAUACUUCCAUCUCCUGCGCCGUCAGAUCCGCCGGAACUACCGAAAACCGCUCAUUGUGGCCGCACCGAAGACACUCCUUCGCCUACCCGCUGCUUCAUCUUCCCUUGAAGACCUUGCACCCGGCACUCGCUUCAAGCCAGUCCUCGACGACCCCGCCAUCUCCAAACCAGGCUCCGUGAAGCGUGUUGUACUCCUCAGCGGCAAGCUCUACUACGACAUCGUCCGCGAACGCUCAGCGCGGGGCCUCGACGACGCCGUUGCCCUCGUGCGCGUUGAGGAGCUCUCCCCCUUCCCCUUUAUGGAGGUGCGCGAUGUCCUGGAUCGCUACCUCUCCGCUUCGUCGAUCAAGGAUGUUGUGUGGUUGCAAGAGGAGCCGCGAAACCAGGGUGCAUACGCACAUGUCGCGCCGCGCAUCGAAAGCGUGCUGCAGGGUCUCGGAUACGAGGGGCGGCUGGUGUACAAGGGCCGCAGGGAGGACGCGGUUGCUGCGCCGGGCAUUGGGAAGUUCUAUCAGGCACAGCAGAAGUGCGUGCUGGAGGGAGCGUUCGAUGGUCUGUAACGGAGCAGGGUGCAUGAAGACGGGAUGAUUCUAUUGCAUUGGAACCGCCAACUCGAACUGUUUGUAUCGCAUGUGCAUACAUAGACGCAUACACGGAGGCGAUAAUUGACCUGUAUCUAACAACGCCAAACAAAGCCAAUUCUUUGAUUAUAAC
Coniophora puteana RWD-64-598 SS2 is the source of this 3386-nucleotide messenger RNA. RefSeq names its product dehydrogenase E1 and transketolase domain-containing protein 1. Bases 125 to 3232 code for a protein of 1035 amino acids. The record is from RefSeq and is a predicted model, not a curated record. The transcript has 17 exons. Gene Ontology annotation, biological process: tricarboxylic acid cycle. Gene Ontology annotation, molecular function: oxoglutarate dehydrogenase (succinyl-transferring) activity; thiamine pyrophosphate binding. NCBI's taxonomy places the organism in Eukaryota, Fungi, Basidiomycota, Agaricomycetes, Boletales, Coniophoraceae.